UUAACCAGCUACGCUGUAGGAGAACGAGUUUUAAGUAGUAGGAAGCCUUCGUGCGGCCCGUUGACUCAUUCUUUCGUAUCUCCCGUUAAUUAUACCUUAAUUUCUUGCGUGUUGUAAUCGAUGGAUUUCGUAAAUUGUUCGGCAAAACGCUCUUCGAAAGGUUGCUGCGGUCGCGGGGUUGCGACAGACAGCGAGCUCGGAAGCUGCGAUCAUAUUUACGCAAAUUUGGUCGAGGGCAAGAGCAAAGGUAUAAAUACUGAAGAUUUCGUUCACGUCGAACCAAUGACGAUGGCAUAUACGAACAAACGCAACGAGGAUUCCAGAAAAAGGCGCGCUCCUUGGUCGAAUACGAACGUCUUUGCACACCAGCUUUCCCCCGUCUUCAUUCGCAGAAAAAUGGCCAGCGAAAUCGAGGAAGACGACUCGAGGGAGCCGAUGGAGUUUUCAGAUAGAUUGCCGCACGAUGCGGACUUCCAAUGUCCCAGAUGUGGGCAGAGAAUGGUGGAGCCUAGACUCCUUCCUUGCUUGCAUCCUAUAUGUUUAUCUUGCGUUUACGAAUUGAUGAGCAAACCUCCGAAUGUUUCUUCAAAGAACGAAAUACGAGACGGACGAAUGUACGCGCAAUCCGACAUUUAUUACGAAACAUGUCCGUUAUGCGACUCGCACUUGCCGAAUGCUAAUUCCGCCGUACCGCCGCCGCAUUAUCCCUUGCAGCAUCGUUUAGUUAUGGACACCGUGCGACGUAAACUGGUCAAUAGAGUACUUUGCGACGCCUGCACAGGCGAAGUUCUGGCGUUCAUACAAUGUUCGACGUGUUUACGCAAUUUUUGCUCGGAGUGCGGCAGGCAACACGAGCAGCAAAACCUUGCGGAAGCGAGAAUAAUUAAACAUUUAAUGAGACCACUGUGGGAGGCUACUAAAGUACGACGGACAAUUUUAUGCCAAACACAUCCGACGCACGCUUUAAGAUUUUAUUGCGUCGCGUGUCAGCAGGUAACGUGCAAAGAAUGCAUGUGGAGUAUGCAGCACAGAGGUCAUGCUAGCGAAGACGCUGUUGGAGUGGGAAGAAGAGCUGGUACAUACUUAGCAAAGAUGUUACAAAAAGCGAAAAUGUACCUAAAUAAUCUAUUGAUUCAAUACAACCAGGACGUAUUUUCAACUAACGAUCUUGAAGAAGCACACCAUAUAGCCAAGAUUUGCAGGUAUGUCCAACUGUAAUUUUAUAUAAUAUAAAAUUGGAAAUUAUAUAAACUACAUUGUGCAAAUGCGAGUUCAUAUACAGAACUCACUACAAUGUUUAAAAACUUUAAAUUUUUUUAAUUUUAAUUGUAUGAUAAAAAUGCAACACUUUGAUGUGUAUAAGACUGUGCAAAAGCUAAUUUUUGUUAAUAUUAAUACACUGUAACAAUUGUCAUGUGAUUAAUAUGAUAAUAAUGAGCGAAAAGGGUAUAUAUUGUCAUUUGAGGUAUAAAGCAUACAUUCCAAAGCUUCGACUGACAACACAGACUGAUUAGAAUUAUGAAAAUUAUUAUGCGAUUUCAACAUAUUUGGUUAAUCAAAUAUUAAGUAAGAAACAAAUUAUAUUGCGACUGAUGUGUGACUUAAAAUGUGUUACAUUUAAGUUUAGUUAAAUAUAUUGCGAACAUUUGUAAACAAUGUAAACUAUUAUUUGUAUUAAU
This is a messenger RNA of Temnothorax curvispinosus, 1679 nucleotides long. Its product is annotated as tripartite motif-containing protein 45-like. Lineage: Eukaryota; Metazoa; Arthropoda; Insecta; Hymenoptera; Formicidae. Gene Ontology annotation, biological process: positive regulation of DNA-templated transcription. Gene Ontology annotation, cellular component: chromatin; nucleoplasm. Gene Ontology annotation, molecular function: ubiquitin-protein transferase activity; zinc ion binding. The record is from RefSeq and is a predicted model, not a curated record. The transcript is spliced from 6 exons. The coding region runs from base 121 to 1218 and encodes 365 amino acids.